Molecule: messenger RNA, 543 nt
Organism: Dichotomopilus funicola
Lineage: Eukaryota; Fungi; Ascomycota; Sordariomycetes; Sordariales; Chaetomiaceae
Exons: 4
Coding region: 1-543 (180 amino acids)
Source: RefSeq, a predicted model, not a curated record
AUGCCUGGCAUUCCGUUUGGCGCCCUUGACAACUUGAAGGGCAAGCUUAAGGCUGCCUUCAAGAAGCGUGGUGAGAAGAAGGCUGCCGCGGCCAACAAGACCGAGGCCGCUCCCGCUACCGAGACGGCUGCUGCCCCCGCUGCCGCUGCCGGUACUGCGGCUGCUGCCGCUGCUCCGGCUACCGAGGUCGCGACUACUGAGACUGCUGCUGCCCCGGCUGCUGCCGCUCCGGCGGCUGAGGAGGCUCAGGCUGCCGAGGGCGCCGCUGCUGCUGCUCCGGCGGCUGCUACUGAGACUCCAGCUGCUGAGGCCCCGGCUGCUGCGGCCCCGGCUGCCGAGACUGCGGCCGCCCCCGCUACUGAGGCCGCCGCUCCGGUCGCCGCUGCCCCCGAGGCUGCUGCGGCCACUCCUGCCCCUGCGGCUGAGGCCACCCCGGCUGCUGCGGUUCCGGCUCCGGCCGCUGAGACCGCCACCGAGGCUGCUGCCGAGCCGAAGAAGGAGGAGGCCGCUCCGGCUGCGGCUGCUGCUGCUCCGACCGCUUAA